UUGGAAUCCCCCCGGAGCUGCAUCGUCAUUCCACAAUGGAGGGUCUCUUCUUCAACGUUAACAGCGGCUAUGUUGAGGGCAUUGUUCGAGGAUAUCGGAACAGCCUCCUCACUGGCCAGCACUACAACAACCUGACCCAAUGCGAAACAAUAGAUGAUGUUAAACUCCAGCUCGCCCCCGCAUAUGGGGACUUCCUCGCUGCGCUUCCUCCCAACCCCUCUACCUCAGCCCUUGCCGGCAAGAUGACGGAUAAGCUGGUCGCUGAAUUCCGCUAUGUGCUCACCCAGGCCACAGGCUCGACGGCCAGAUUCCUCGAAUACCUGACUUACGGCUAUAUGAUCGAUAAUAUCGCUCUUCUCAUUACCGGUACAUUACAUGAACGUGAUACUCGUGAGCUUUUGGAGCGAUGCCACCCCUUAGGCUGGUUUGAGACUUUGCCCGUACUGUGUGUGGCCACGAACAUCGAGGAACUUUAUAACUCUGUCUUGAUUGAAACACCAUUGGCCGGCUACUUCAAGGGCAGCCUCAGCCACCAGGAUCUGGACGAAUUGAACAUCGAGAUCGUGCGCAACACCCUCUACAAGAACUAUCUCGAGGACUUCUACCAGUUCGUGAACACGCACCCAGAUUUCAAGGGCACUCCUACACAAGAGGUCAUGUCUGAACUUCUAGAGUUCGAGGCAGACCGCCGUGCGAUCAACAUCACACUGAACUCGUUCGGCACAGAGCUUUCGAAGCAGGAACGGAGAAAGCUGUACCCGGAGUUCGGUAAACUCUACCCUGAAGGCUCAUUGAUGCUUUCACGGGCCGACGACCUGGAGUCCGUGUCACUUGCUGUCAGCAUAUCGGCUGACUACAAGGCCUUCUUUGAUGCCGUUGGCCUUACUCAGGGUGCAGGUUUCGGUGGUGGUUCGGAUGGAAAGAGUCUCGAGGACAUGUUCUACCAAAAGGAAAUGGAAAUGUCAAAGGUCGUCUUCACUCGGCAGUUUACCCCGGCGGUAGUGUACGCAUGGAUGAGGUUGAAGGAGCAGGAAAUCCGAAACGUCACAUGGAUCGCGGAGUGCAUUGCGCAGCACCAGAAAGAGCGGAUUGGCAACUUCAUAUCUGUCUUCUAAGCGUUCCUUCUCUGCACUACCUAAUAUUCGAUUCAUGCGAUUCGUUCACGUGCACAAAACUUCCUUAUUACCCCGAAUUAUGUGAUUCUAUGUAUCUUUCCCUCUUCCAUAUCCUUAUCUUGUGACUAGCUUUCAGUUAUCCACUUAUGUGUUGAGCGCAUCAAACCGCCCGGCAUACAUUGCCAGUUUCUGAUCUCUUCUACUUGCCUAGGGCGUUGGGGAAUCUCGUUUUGUGCGGUAUAGUAUAGAUGAACUGAUCAUUUGCUUA
Molecule: messenger RNA, 1383 nt
Organism: Aspergillus caelatus
Lineage: Eukaryota; Fungi; Ascomycota; Eurotiomycetes; Eurotiales; Aspergillaceae
Product: H(+)-transporting V0 sector ATPase subunit d
Exons: 4
Coding region: 36-1115 (359 amino acids)
Biological process (GO): vacuolar transport; proton transmembrane transport; vacuolar acidification
Cellular component (GO): fungal-type vacuole membrane; proton-transporting V-type ATPase, V0 domain; vacuolar proton-transporting V-type ATPase complex
Molecular function (GO): proton-transporting ATPase activity, rotational mechanism
Source: RefSeq, a predicted model, not a curated record